Molecule: messenger RNA, 1023 nt
Organism: Penicillium bovifimosum
Lineage: Eukaryota; Fungi; Ascomycota; Eurotiomycetes; Eurotiales; Aspergillaceae
Product: ACP S-malonyltransferase
Exons: 1
Coding region: 1-1023 (340 amino acids)
Biological process (GO): fatty acid biosynthetic process
Cellular component (GO): mitochondrion
Molecular function (GO): [acyl-carrier-protein] S-malonyltransferase activity
Source: RefSeq, a predicted model, not a curated record
AUGGCCAAUGCCUGGAUUGAAGCCUUCCCCCAUACUGCGGCAGAGGUUCUGGACGAGAUGGAUAGCACCCUUGGAUUCAAAUUAUCUAGCGUCAUAUCCGACGGCCCCAGCUCGAAGCUCAACAAAACGGAAAAUUCCCAGCCUGCUGUCAUGGCAAUUUCAGUUCUGAUCCUUCGCAUCCUGGAAAAGGAGUUCAGGUUCGACGCCAAAUCCCGCGUCGAUGUUACGCUUGGACACAGUUUAGGGGAAUUCUCCGCGUUGGUCGCCGGUGGCUAUCUACAAUUUGGGGACGCUCUUCGAUUAGUCCGUCGCCGAGCUGAGAUAAUGGCCGAAUGUACGUCUCGGUUGACGAAGGAAUCUGGCGAGACCUAUGGCAUGGUUGCACUCCUCUGUGAGCCUGAUCACCUGGAAAGUCUGCUUCGAGCUGUUCAGGAAUUCCUUGGGAUCGAAUCGCCGGGCCUUGAAAUCGACAGAGACCAUAGGGUCCCAGCCAUCCAACAAGUGGUGGUUGCAAACAUCAACUCCAAGAACCAAAUUGUGCUGAGUGGCAGUCUUGAGCGAAUCAAAAUCCUGUUGGUCCAGCUGCGUCAGUUUGGAGGCCAUGACCCAAGGGCUGUCAGACUGAAAAGUGACAGCCCGUUUCACAGCCCUGCUAUGGCGCAAGCUGCAGAUUACAUGAGAGAUGCAGUUGAGAAGAUCAACAUCACAUUCCCGGCUUCGAUUCCAUGCAUAUCAAAUGUAUCCGCCUUGCCAUUCCAGUCGAAGGAAGACCUCAAGGAUUUGCUCUCAAGGCAAUGCAGUGAAACAGUGAGAUGGUGGGAUAGUAUUCGCUAUCUCCACCAGGACCGAGGGGUAAAGCGGUGGGUCGGCAUCGGUCCAGGGAAAGUUGGCAGGAAUUUGGUUGGCAAAGAGGUCGGACGGGUUGACACCAAAGGUGGUGGCGUAUGGGCUUUUUGUGACCCUCGUGAAAUGUCAGAUAUCAUAACUGCUUUGGAACAAACUGAACCUGAAGCUGAAGGCUAG